GAUUUAAAUAAGUAUCUUAUUACUAUAUAGUCAAUUGCAUACGAAUAUUCGUAAGAGAAAGAUCACUUACUGUAGUUUAUUGUAAUAUUAAUACGCAACAAAAUGGGUGGUAAAAUGCAAGGUCUUACAAAAGAAUCUCUGAAAAAAAAUUCUAUGUUAUUGCCAUUAUUCUUCUGCAUCGGAUUUGGAGCAUUCGCUGCUACUGGUUAUUUAUUACGCCUUGCUUUGCGAAGUCCUGAUGUUACGUGGAAUAGUAGACGCAAUCCUGAACCAUGGAAUGAAUAUAAAGAUAAAGAUUAUAAGUUUAUUAGUGUUCAUGAUACAACUAACUUCAGAGCAAAACCUCCACAAUAUUAAAAGUAUAUAUUUUGUAAACUAGUCUUAAUUAAA
Molecule: messenger RNA, 390 nt
Organism: Apis florea (little honeybee)
Lineage: Eukaryota; Metazoa; Arthropoda; Insecta; Hymenoptera; Apidae
Gene: ND-MLRQ
Product: NADH dehydrogenase (ubiquinone) MLRQ subunit
Cellular component (GO): respiratory chain complex IV
Source: RefSeq, a predicted model, not a curated record